Arctia plantaginis is the source of this 1305-nucleotide messenger RNA. The record is from the annotation of a GenBank genome assembly. NCBI's taxonomy places the organism in Eukaryota, Metazoa, Arthropoda, Insecta, Lepidoptera, Erebidae.
AUGGAGGGGCUGCCUUCGGGUGAUAUACAAGCUAAAUACCAGAAAUUGGCAUCUGAAUAUUCUAAACUACGAGUGCAUGUUAAGGUGCUAAAAAAGGGGGUGUUGGAUGAGCAAGCGAAGUCAAACGAGUUGCGAGAUACGUUGAAAGAUAAAGAGAAGUCGUUACGUAAAGGAGAAUUGGAGAUAGAUUCUCUAACGUUCAGGAACCAGCAGUUGACACGGCGCGUGUCCGUCCUUCAGGAUGAACUCGAUGCGUUGCAGUUGAAAUUGACAAAAAAAUUUAAAAGUAAAGGCGAUGACAAGCAACCAGCAGCCAGUAAUCCUUUGCCUCUGGACUCUGGACUGUUGCAGGAGGAGCUUCAAAAGAAAAUUAUUGAAAAUGCACAAUAUGCAUCACAGUUAUCAGACAAAGUAUUUGAAGUGUCCCAACUCAGGGCAACUCUAGAAGAUUACCAGAAACACAUAAAUGAAUGUGAUAGCAAAUACAAAUGUGAGAUAGCUAAACUGAAGAAUAAAAAUCAAGAACUACAGCUAACAUUAGAAGAAGUUCAGAAGGAAAGACUAGGUGGUACUCCAAACAAAGCCCAUUUACCGGGCAGUAGUCAGGCUGCGAGUUGUAAUGGUGACUUCCUGUCAGAAGGUGGUAGUUUGGUUGGGAGUGAGGAUGCAUUAAGUUCUGUUGACGAUUUGAAUGUGACAGAACAACUUAGUAUGAAAGCACAUACAUUGGAUCAGGAAAACCAAAAACUGAAAAUGGAAUUCGAAAUACUUCGAAUGGAAAACGAGAGUUUAAAAUUAGAAGUAGCUAAAUACGUAUCGGCGUCGCAGAAGCGUCGUAGUGACGGCCAUGACUCUGGUGACUUCAAUAAUUUUGGAGAAACCACUGUGGAUUCUGAGGGUAGAAUCACUGGCCUGCUGGGAAGCCUCGAAGUUCCAUUCCUAUUAAAUCAUGAAGUCGAAGCAAGAGAAGAUAGAAUGAAGACAUACUUUAGGAAUAAGAUAAGCGAGUUGAAAGCUGAAAAAGAGGAGUUGAAAAGCAAGACUGAACAUUAUGUUAAAGAGUGUGAGAUGCUGCGUCUCAGAUUUGAGGAGAUGGAGCGGGAGAAGGCGACGGACGAGCAUACAUUACACGAGAAACAUAACACUAUCAGUAGAUUGGAAGAGGAGCUUCACUCAACAUCUCACAACUACGAAGAACAGAUGUCCGUUCUCACGGAACACGUGGCUGGUCUCAACGAACAGCUAGCGAAGCAGCACGACGCUAUACAACAGCUGAAGCACCAACUAAGCACAAGGAGAAAAUAA